AUGAUUGAUGUAUGUUUCACUUGUAGUAAAGAUGCGGUUGCAAGAAACCAAGAUUUAGAGUUUGAAAGAAACAAAGAAAGAUUUCAGUUUUUGAGGGUACUUUUUAUAUGCUUAUCAACGUAAAUUUUGACCCCUGAUAUAUGAUGUAGAAAUAUCAGAAAACGUUUUAUAUCUUAAUAUAGUGGGGUUCAAAAGCUUUCAAGAAUGUUACUAUCGUUCCUCCUGGAUCAGGAAUUGUUCAUCAGGUAACAGACUAAGCAGCCAUUAAUGUCUUUAUCUUGAAGUCAGACAUUGAUUGUACUAAAUCACAAGGGCCGCAGUUGUCCAAAACUGGAUAUAUUAACCCAAACAAUGAGUUAAUAUUUAACUCGCUGUUUUGACAUCUGCAGAUUCAUUUCUUUCAAAAUUUUAGAAAAUAAAACUUCUAUUGCCCCAGACAAGAUUGAUAGAAAAAACAUCUCCAUGUUUAUAAACAAGCUACUAACCCUAGUAUAGCAUUUAACCGUGCAUCGCCAUAAAAUUUAUUUUCUCAAAUCUCAAUUUGAUAUUAUAUAAACCUACUACAGUAUAUUCUUGUGAAAAUAGUUUUCAACAUUUAAAGAUGAACUUGUACAAUUUCACAAGCUUACCAGUACAUGUAUAUAUUAAGGUGUAAAAUUGAUUUUUGUGGAAGCACUGUAAGACGGGAUUAUAAAGCCCAUAUCUUGACCAGUGCGGACAAUAAAGACGUAAUACAUUUCCUUCUUAUCUAGGUUAAUUUGGAAUACCUUGGUCGUGUUGUAUUUAAUACAGAUGGUUUACUAUAUCCAGACAGCUUGGUUGGCACAGAUUCUCACACAACCAUGAUCAAUGGUCUGGGCAUACUUGGCUGGGGUAUGAACCUUUAUAUGAAAAUUUUCAAUAAGUAUAUAGCUAUUCCAAAACUAAAAGAGCUUGUUCCAUUUUUUGUGCGAUUUUGCGAAUCUUUGUCAGCUGUAUUCUUCUUGGUAUUAAUUGGUUAACAAACUGUAACAAUGAUAUUGCAACUUACUGUGAAAGCCUGGAUAGGAUAUUAUUUAGGAAAAAAAUAUUCAUAGACUGAGAUUUGCAUGAAAAAAGAAACGGUUACAUGUAUAUACAGUAAUAUGUUAGGUAAUAUGUUAGUAACCUAAAUUCGUUAGUAAAUGAAGAAUAUUCGCAUGAAGUGUAUUUAUACUCGUAUAAAGGUUGUUACAACACAAAUCCAGGGCAACUUAUUGUAGGAUGCUACACUGGGCUCCACGUUUGAGAUAAUUGAAAUAUUCACCGACCAUUUCAAUGAUUCAAUCAAAGUGUUACACCUUCAUUUAGGUGUUGGUGGUAUCGAAGCAGAGGCGGUUAUGCUUGGCCAAGCAGUCAGUAUGGUUCUUCCCAAAGUUCUCGGCUACAAACUAACUGGAGAACUCAACAGUCUAGCCACGUCAACGGAUGUCGUCUUAACUAUAACCAAACACCUUCGCCAGAUUGGCGUCGUCGGGAAAUUCGUAGAAUUCUUCGGCCCAGGGCUGUCACAGCUAUCAAUAGCGGACCGCGCAACCAUCGCAAAUAUGUGUCCAGAGUAUGGAGCAACCGUAGGAUUCUUUGCCGUGGAUGAGACGAGCAUGAAGUAUCUGAGACAGACUGGUCGCGAUGAAGAACGAAUUGCGUUUAUUGAGAAAUAUUUGAAAGCCAAUAAGAUGUUCCGACAUUUUGAGAAUCCCGAUGAAGAUCCCGUGUUUUCUCAGGUAACACAAUCGUUUCCAUGAUCCAGCUCUGCCACGCAUGAAAGUGAGAUGAUUUAUUCAUCUAUGGCAUCAAUUCGCUGUUUAUGAUAGAGGAAUAUUGCAUAUACUGUCCUAAUUUCAUAGUAUAGUUUCAUGAAAAACUGCAAAGUAAAGACCGUUUAAACAGCCAUAAAUAAUACAGUACAGUUGUAACCCUACGUCCACCUUUGGACCUCACAAAUGUGUCCGCUUAAAAGAGGUGUAUGCUUCAGAGAGGUGGUAUUCGUUUAUAGGAGUUCAACAUAUACUUAUAAUAUUUAUAUUAGACGACACUACUGUACUUCAAGUGUAUCUUGCAAGUUGCAACAUCUGACUUUCAAUGUCCUUCGUACAAGCUUUUAUUCCAUGGGUGUCAGAUGUUGGCUUCCGAGGUAACCGCGUUACCUGCAAGUGAGUGGAGCUAACUGCAAACCUAGGUCAGAAGGUCUUGUGCACGCUAGUAUAAUAGAAAAUUUCAAUUUUGCCCAGUGUCUUUUGCAAUAUUCACCGACCAGAUUCCUGGGUCCCCAACCUGCUUCAGCUACCUGCAAAAAAGUAAAUACUGUAUACAGGCAUGUUUUAUUCUUAUUUUAAAACAUUUCUCCUAGGUUGUCGAGUUAGAUCUCACUACAGUUGUGUCUUGUGUAUCAGGACCAAAGCGACCACAUGACAAGGUUGCCGUGUCUGAGAUGCAGAAGGAUUUUAAAGAAUGUCUCGAUAAUAAAGUUGGUUUUAAAGGCUUUGGUUUGUCUGCAGAGAAACAGAAAUCCGAAAGUGUCAUGGAGUACGAGGGUCAAAAUUUCACAUUAAAACAUGGUAAGCUGCGUUGGUUAAGGAAUUUGAAAAUCAGUCACUGUGGGUGAUCUACGAGAAUUUAGGGGCUGUUUACGUACGUGAUAUGGGGUGAAAGGCGGGAUGAUUUUGAUGUAUUGAAAUAAAUCACCAUAUGUAGGCUAUAACGAAAGUUCACGCCGCUUAAAGACCUCAGAUGUUAUUGAGAAGAUCUUGUGGUUCACGAAAAUCUCGUACUGUAGUUGAAGAAGAGGAUUAUUGCUGCUUGAAUAUCCUUUCGUUUACAAUUAUAAUCAUCCGGCCUCACGUCUUGUCCCAACGAAGUGCUAUCAUGUAAACAGCCCCUUAGAAAGGUCAAUCGAUUGGUCAUUUGCUUGGGUUCGCCCAUUGGGUGGGUUGUGUCUGCCAUACAUAAACCAACUCUAUAUAUUUUUUGGUCUUCUCAUGUUUUAUUUUCUUGCCAGGUUCGGUCGUCAUAGCAGCAAUCACGAGUUGUACAAACACCAGUAACCCCUCAGUGAUGCUGGGAGCAGGACUGCUGGCCAAGAAUGCUGUGGAAUGUGGACUCAAAGUCCGACCAUAUAUAAAGACCAGUUUAUCACCAGGAUCCGGAGUGGUCACUUACUAUCUACAAGAAAGUGGAGUCAUACCAGC
This is a messenger RNA of Paramuricea clavata, 3206 nucleotides long. The record is from the annotation of a GenBank genome assembly. Lineage: Eukaryota; Metazoa; Cnidaria; Anthozoa; Malacalcyonacea; Plexauridae.